Molecule: messenger RNA, 1563 nt
Organism: Cladophialophora psammophila CBS 110553
Lineage: Eukaryota; Fungi; Ascomycota; Eurotiomycetes; Chaetothyriales; Herpotrichiellaceae
Exons: 6
Coding region: 1-1563 (520 amino acids)
Biological process (GO): DNA-templated transcription
Molecular function (GO): DNA binding; zinc ion binding
Source: RefSeq, a predicted model, not a curated record
AUGACUCAAGAAAACAACCUCACAGAUGUCGUGACGCCCACCUUGCCCGGCCAACCCGAAAUAUCAGCAACGGGUGCCUCGCCCGUCUACAACUCUGCGGUGGAGCUUCAAAAGCCUACAUUCUUGGCUCCAUCUGUCCCUCAGAACCCUCUGGCCUCGUCUUCUUCGGCUCUGUCUGGCGAGCCACACCUUGAUUACUGGGUUCGUAUCGCCGAAGGUCCAGAUCAUUUUCAAAAUUUUCAAAUGAUGGAUCCUUCAACCCCGGUAGACUGGCCUCAUCAUGAUGUACAACCCUUGGGUCUGACUUCAGACCCUCCACCGAAUGACUGGUUGUGGUCAACAGAAUUUCAAAGCGAAGAUACAAGUUCUCAAGCAUUACUUGCGCUAACUACUGUCGCCUCAAGUACCUCCUCCAAUGGCGAUGACCGAUACCCAGACGAGGAAGCUGUCUCUAUUGACGACAACCAAACUGACGCAGAAGAUACAAAUUUCGUCGAUGAGGUGACCAAACAGCUCUCAAGCCAGGUCGGGCGCCUUCAAAUCACCGAGGACCUCCAGGCACGCUAUUUUGGCGCCACGAGUAAUCUCCAUAUUUUCUACAGUGGUCCAGACGCAUUAUCACAGCCCAAUCUCCGGACGAUCAAAGAGUGUGGUAGCGCUGCUAUCAGCAAGGCAGGCUUGGAUUGGCCAGGAAAUCCAGAAUAUGAGGAGCUCCUCACCAAUCUCUUCUUUGCGUGGCAUAAUCCACUUAUGAAUGUAGUGGAUCUGGAAGCCUACUUACUUGCGAAGAGACUGUAUGCGUUGGGCCAAGAUACACCAUUGUAUUCUCCUUGUUUGGAGAACGCCAUAUAUGCAGUCGGUGCUUCUUUCGCAGCCUCUUCACCUCGUGAAGUGCCAGACAUGACGUCCGAGCUUUUCGCAUUCCGUGCUAAAACUUACCUUGAAAUCGAGAUGGACAGCCCCGGCCUGGCGACUGUCCAAGCUCUCUUGGUCCUGUCAGCGCACGAAAUGGCGCAAAUGCGAGACUCUAGAGGCUGGCUUUAUUGUGGAAUGGCUGUGCAGAUCAGCUCGGAUCUUGGCCUUCACCUUAACCUCGAAAAAGAACACUCCCAUCUAAAGACAUCUCUUCCAGAUUCCAACAUCUUUCAAGUUCUGACAAACCUCUUUUGGACAAUUAAUUCCUCGGAUAGGUUGUUGAGCUCCUCCUUCGGGCGGCCCCCGCUAAUGAAAGGCCGUGAUUAUAACGUGCCUAAACCGUCGGCUGCACCAUACUCUUGGAGCUAUGUUGAUGACUCCAAUCAGAGGGGUUUGCCUCCACAUAUCGAUGCUAGCGCCGCUGGCGGCGCUCACGUUCAUCUAGCACAACUUGCCAUGAUCACGGGUAGAGUGUCCGAUGAACUGUAUUCUGGAGUUCGGAAGACCGUCGGAAAGAGCGCGAACUUCGUGGAAGAGAUAGCGCUCGAGCUGGCAAAAUGGAAAGAAUCUCUGCCACCGGCUUUGCGAAUAAAGAAACUCGCAAUCGGCCUAGAUGUGCAUUUACCCGUUGUGUACGAGCUACAGUAA